This is a messenger RNA of Micropterus dolomieu (smallmouth bass), 3805 nucleotides long. Its product is annotated as delta-1-pyrroline-5-carboxylate synthase-like. Gene Ontology annotation, cellular component: cytoplasm; mitochondrion. NCBI's taxonomy places the organism in Eukaryota, Metazoa, Chordata, Actinopteri, Centrarchiformes, Centrarchidae. The transcript has 18 exons. Gene Ontology annotation, molecular function: glutamate-5-semialdehyde dehydrogenase (NADP+) activity; glutamate 5-kinase activity; ATP binding. The coding region runs from base 374 to 2716 and encodes 780 amino acids. The record is from RefSeq and is a predicted model, not a curated record.
UGACGCAAGAUCCUGGCUACCACUUCACCGCCAAUUUACGAAGAUUUCUCUGUAGAAACAUUUUGUUUGAAUGUCAACGUCAACAAAAGUGAUGAAUUAAUUGUUAUUCCUUUAACUGUAGCGGAAAUUAAUUUACAGAGUGUAUGGUAACGUUAGCGUGACGGCCGGUUUUUAGUUCACAAUUAACUUGGUGACAGUUUCAUCAGCAGCUCUUUCAGUUAGGGGAGGAGUCGUGCACAUGUAGACUCCGAGUCCACCUCUGUUUAAGGAUUUCUCUGAUUAAAGAUUAACUGGUUGAAGAAGAUGAACACGACUCAAUAGAAGACAGGACGGGAUAAACUGGGACUUGAGGAAGUUAAGCAUUAAAGUAAACAUGUUGCUGCAAAGGCUGACCCUGUAUUCAAGAAUGGAUCUCCAAAGACAACUAUGCCGGUCUCUCACCAGACCACUGACACAAGUUUCCCAGGGGAGGGCAAAUGGCAGCUCCUUUGCACACCGCAGUGAACUGCGUCAGGCCAAGAGGAUCGUAGUAAAGCUCGGCAGUGCUGUGGUCACCCGUGGCGAUGAAUGCGGCAUGGCUCUGGGGAGGCUGGCCUCCAUUGUGGAGCAGGUGGCCAUGCUGCAGAAUCAAGGAAGGGAGAUGAUGAUUGUUACCAGUGGAGCAGUGGCCUUUGGCAAACAAAGAUUAAGACAUGAGAUCCUGCUGUCCCAGAGUGUCCGACAGGCACUGCACACGGGACACAAUCAGCUCAAAGACAUGUCUUUGCCAGUGCUGGAAGCCCGGGCCUGUGCUGCAGCUGGACAGAGUGGCCUAAUGGCCCUAUAUGAGGCCAUGUUCACCCAAUAUAGCACUUGCACUGCACAGGUCCUGGUGACAAAUCUGGAUUUCCAUGAUGAAAAAAAGAGGCAGAACCUGAACAGCACACUGCAGGAGCUGCUGCACAUGAACAUUGUGCCCAUCAUCAACACCAAUGACGCUGUGGUGCCCCCGCCGGAGCCCAACAGCGACCUCCAGGGGGUAAAUGUGAUCAGCAUUAAGGACAAUGACAGUCUGGCGGCCCGACUAGCUGUGGAGAUGAAGGCUGACCUGCUCAUCGCGCUGUCUGAUGUCGAAGGACUGUACAACAGUCCCCCUGGAACAGAUGACGCCAAGCUCAUUGACAUUUUCUACCCUGGAGACCAGCAGUCCGUCACCUAUGGUACAAAGUCCAGAGUUGGGAUUGGAGGCAUGGAGGCCAAGGUCAAGGCUGCCCUCUGGGCCCUGCAAGGUGGCACCUCCGUGGUCAUUGCAAAUGGCACCAAUCCCAAAGUAACUGGUCAAGUCAUUACUGACAUUGUGGAGGGCAAGAAGGUGGGAACCUUCUUCUCUAAGAUCAAACCUGCUGGUCCAACUGUGGAGCAUCAGACAGAAAUGGCACGUUGCUCUGGAAGAACCCUGGCAUCGCUGCUCCCAGACCAGAGGAGUGAGAUCAUCUGCCGUCUAGCAGAGCUGUUGUAUGAAAGGCAGGAAGAGAUCCUGGACGCCAACAAGAUGGACAUGGAUCUGGCUGUAAAUGCAGGCCAUUUGCCACAAACUAUGCUUAAGCGUCUAAGCUUGUCACCAGCCAAACUCAACAGCUUGGCCUUAGGUCUGCGCCAGAUAGCUGUGGCCACCCAGGACGGUGUGCGUCGUGUGCUGCGCAGGACCAGGGUGGCUCACAACCUGGAGCUGGAGCAGAUCACUGUGCCCAUUGGAGUUCUUCUGGUUAUCUUUGAGGCCCGACCUGACUGCCUGCCACAGGUGUCAGCAUUGGCCAUAGCCAGUGGCAAUGCCCUCUUGCUGAAGGGAGGCAAGGAGGCAGCCAACACCAACCGUGUCCUCCACCAGCUCACACAGGAAGCCCUUUCCAUUCAUGGAGUCAGAGAGGCUGUGCAGCUGUUGAGCACUCGCGAGGAGGUGGCAGAUCUUUGCCGACUGGACAAGAUGAUCGACUUGAUUAUCCCUCGAGGUUCAUCCCAGCUGGUGAGGGAGAUCCAGUGGGCGGCCAAAGGCAUCCCAGUGCUUGGUCACAGCGAGGGAAUCUGCCACGUCUACGUCGAUGCAGAAGCCAGCGUUGACAAAGUCUUAAAAAUUGUCAGAGACUCAAAGUGUGACUACCCAGCUGCAUGCAAUGCCAUGGAAAGUCUGCUGAUUCACAGGGACAUCCUCAGGACCCCAAUGUUUGACCAGAUCAUUGACAUGCUGCGCACUGAACAGGUGAAAAUUCAUGCAGGCCCUCGGUUUGCCUCCUACCUGACAUUCAGCCCAUCAGAGGCAAAGUCCCUGCGGACAGAGUACGGUGACCUGGAGUGCUGCAUGGAAGUGGUAGACAACAUACAGGAGGCUAUGGACCAUAUUCACAAGUAUGGCAGCUCCCACACAGAUGUUAUCGUCACAGAAAAUGUGGACACAGCGGAGCAGUUCCUGCAGCAGCUGGACAGCGCCUGUGUUUUCUGGAACGCAAGCACACGUUUUGCUGAUGGCUACCGCUUUGGACUGGGAGCAGAGGUAGGUAUUAGCACGGCUCGUAUCCAUGCCCGGGGCCCUGUGGGCCUGGAGGGGCUGCUCACCACCAAGUGGGUCCUGAGAGGUGACGGGCACACAGUAGCUGACUUCUCUGAGAAUGGUACAAUGAAGUACCUCCAUGAAAACCAGUCUGUCGGGCAGCCUCUUGCAGGGCUGAGGGACAGCAACUAGACUAGACUUUAACAAAACUCGCUCGGCCUUAGCAUUGGUCAAUAUGGUUUGCAUUGCCCACCAGCAGCUGGAUAUUGGCUGAUGUCACUGGUUUUAAACCUCUGAAGCACACAGCAUGGAGGGAGACGCUUUACACACCAAUGGUCCAUUCUAUCACCACAACCAGAAAGUUGUCCCUGUUCAGACUAUACUGUUCUUUUACUAAGAGUUUAUAAAUGCAUUAAAUUCUACCUCUGCUUAUGAUACUUUUAUAUGAGUUACAUAAGACACCCUCAUAGGCUCCUGUAGGAGGUAUGAUGUGGUGGUUACAACACAUUAUACCUCCACAAUUAAUUGGGGAAACUGUGAGCAAGAAGGGAGUUUAACAAAGAUUACUUUAAGACACAAGUACACAUAAGUACACAAUUGAUAUCUGGACACUGAAGGGCUAGCCACAAUGGUUCAUACUGAUUGUGCUGUAAGUGCUGUUGUUGUUCAUGUAACAUCAGUUUUUCUCUUGCUUUUCCAGGUUGAAUUUUCUUUGUGUCUCUGAAUGUACAGGUAUUUUGAAUAGAUGAGGUGCUGGUGUAGGUAAUAUUAGACAUGAACUAAUGCCACAAGUUUGCAUUCAGUUGUAGAACUUUUUACUUUAUUUAAGUUUAACCAAAUCAUGAUGUGUUACAGAUUUUAACAUGUCCUGUAUUGGGCCUUGAUUACAUGAUUAAAAUGUAUAGUAUGACAAACGUAUACAAAAGUAUCUGAAAUGGACCCCCUUUGUUUUAAAACAGUGCACUCCAGCUUGUAUGCAUCCAUUGUAUUUACCUUUUUUUUUUUUGUAUUUGAUCAUUGUUACAAGUUGUGCUCAUUUUUCCAUGCUUUGUUGCUUUCCUGCUUGUUCCUAGUUGCGCCCAAAGCCUCUGUCAGAGCAGGAACAGUAAUUGACAAGCUGCCUCCUUCAAGCUGGAGGGGAGAACGCAACUGCUUUUAAAUUACACUCUGUAACAUUCCAGCCUCUGAGCUCCUAUCUGAUGUCUUGCAAUGCACACUUAAGGAUUGGUUGGUUUGGGUUGUUUAAUAGUAUUGUAGAAUAAAAAAAAAAGUUGAAAAUAA